AUGAAAAAGAGGCAUCAGCCCUUAAGAGUUGGAGAUCGAUUUUUUAUAUGUGGGCAAGAUAGUAUCUACGCGACACAGGGUGGAAGUGUCUUGGCGGACACUAUAGAGGAAUGGCCGCUGCAGCAAGGGGUGCAUCAAAAAGGCAUCGACUGGAGCGUCUGUGAAUGGGAGGUCGCGGCUGUGUCCGAUGACCCUCCUAUCUCCCCAGCUCAGCAGUUGGCAGCGAGUCAGCAGUUGGCUGAUCGAUUCGUUCCUUCGUGGAUGCAAAUGCAGACUGUGCAUCCUCGUCGAGUAGUGGCCGCUUUGGAAAAGAGUAACCCCUCUAUGGUCACCGAUAAAUAUAUUGAACAUCUUCUACUACAAGAAUUCGAGUCUAACACUAACAUCAAAUACAUGACGGUCUGCUUUGAGCCUUACGUUUUCAACAAUCUAUCACGGUACUGUAAACUCGGUGAUAGAACAAGGGCCCAGCAAUCUCGAGAGCAAGAAGUGGCUGAGGCUGAAUUCUAUCAGUGGAUUCCUCCGCAAGCUCCGGACUAUACGUGUCGAGAACUGUAUGUUGAAGCGAAGAGGCAGGGCAGAGGUGUGUGGAGUAGCUACAGUAGUGAUGGGGAUUUCCUGGCCUAUGCUGUGCCCUUCUACUGGAGGAACGCCUUUGCUGGUGUUGUUACGUUGGACAGCCGCCUUAAGGCAGCAGAGAUGAAGUCUAGUGAGAGGAGCAGUCGAGCAUCGAGGGAAGUGGAGGAGACGAGGCAUUCUACUUACCUCACUGCGGCUGAAGCUGAUAAGCUUGCUGAUUCCCUGGCCCAGUCAGCGAUCAGUCUCGCGGCUCGCUUGACAGCGCGGAGUGAACCUUUGGAUGGUGCGGCUCUGGAGGAGUUGACGGAGGCUUAUUUGAGGAAGGAUUGUCGCGUGUUUGGUAUGGGUAUUGCGUUUCAACCACAAGCAUAUGCUAAUAAGGAUGCGUGGAUGACGUAUGCCUCUUGGACUGCUCAGCAGGGAAGUGGCAGUAAGAGCGGCUCAUGCCGAUACAAGGGAAUUCAUGUUGAAGAAUUCGGAGGAGCUAAAGGGAGUUACUACCAAACCAAUGAAUGGUAUCGGUCGUCAAUACUAUCAUCUCGGUCGUUAUGGACGGACCCUUAUUAUGACCCUCAUACUGGCAAGACAUUCCUUAAGACCUUCGCGGUCCCGUUUAGAUUGCAGCCUAGUGCUACUACUGCCAACACCGAAUCAGGAGCUGAUGCUGGUGGGAGUUUAUCAGGAGUAGUUCGCUUGGAUGUGGAGUACUGUGAUGAGCUACACUCGUUCUUUUAUCAUGAGUCGGCAACAGGAGGGGCGGCAGCUCCGGGAGAGCAGACUGGAACAACUCUUGCGUACUAUCAGCAUCCCGUAUCAGCUGUUUGUGUAUGCGUACGGUGUUACUAUUUGGGCCUCUACGGUGGGGCUGAGGAGCAACAUAAUCAGCUUGCUGAGGAAGAGGAGGAGGGUGACGAGACUGUCGUGUCACCACGCCAUAGUAGUAGCAAGGAGAGGGGAGAGCACCGAGAUGAGAGCUCGCUGGAGUUUGUGGGGGUUUGCGAUAAGUACAAUUUAUACGUGAGUCGGUACAGGAAAGCUGGAGAGGAGUUGGAAUUGGGACGGUAUGCGCAGUUUCGCCACGUCGCUACUGGGAAGUUGCUCAGUGUGGACAUUUCUGUAAAUGAAGGAGAUUACGGUAUAUAUCGUCACUGUUUGGAGCCGACCGAUUGUUAUAUGCAGGGCAGUCCGGGGACGUGGUUUAAGGUCAUAGAGGCUGAGGCAAGUGACUGGGAUGAACUUGAACGAAUGAAAAAAGCGCAACGCUCCGCUGAGGAGGCCAGCAAGAGGUCUGCGAGGUUUGAUCAUUCGGUGUCUCAAGAUGAUGAUGUUUUUGAGGAGGAGCUGACGUCUAAAGAGGUUGACAAUGACAAGCAUCAGAAAGUAUGCAACUGGAGGAUCGUGAGGAAGCAGCUGACUAAUCUGAGCUUGGGGAAAGGAACUAGUGAUGUAGUAGUAGUAGGAGGAGGCUUGCAUAAGGAGGAGAAUGCGGUUGUGCUGGAGUCUAUGUCUUGGGGUGCUAGAUGUGGUCCUGUAUAUAUGAAAAAAUUGAGGAAUAAUAGAACUACUGAUACUAAGAGGGACAAGGGAAGGAUAUGGGAGAGAGCAGUUAAGGAGGCGGUUUGGCGGGUGGACAACUUUGAAGAUGAUUCUGAUGUGUUGGUGCAGUUUAGGGAUAUACUCCAACCGUGGGAGGAAGCGAGAGUAAGGCCCGAUCGGGCUGUUGGUACGAGCAGCAGUGGAUAUGGGAGCACUAAGUGCUAUAUUGAAGCACCCGCCGAGUUCGAGAAAAGGAAGGUUGACCGACUUGUGGAAGUGACGUUCACUACGAAAAGGAGUUCGUAUUUUACUCGCGGAGCGAAGGCUAUCAGAGAACUCGGCCCUGAACAUUUACUACUGGCACAGGUGUUGGUAGGCGAUCUCGCUAUGCACAACCCGGAAAUUUCGAGACAGUUGUUGGAAGUUCUCAAUGUGCAGUUGAAGCCGCUUCUGCAUGAACUUGAUCGAGCGAUGGUCAGCUGUUUCAAAUCAGAGUGCGAAGCCCCAGCUGCGUGUAUUGCGGUGGUGGGACUCUGCAAAAUGAUUUUGACAUUAUUUGUUGAUGUAUGCGAGGUCGGAUGGAGCAGGAAGGAACUGUCAUCUACUACGUAUGUGGUGGAUGCUAACAGAGUCUCGGAGCAAUACCCUAGUGGGACAGUCGGCAUUACGUGGAAGAAAGAUGUGGCUGAUCGCGUUGUUGAGAACACUAAAGUUGAAACCAGCGACGGGUGUAAGAGUUUGUUGGAUCUGCUGUUGUUGUUCAUACAUAGAGCAGUGUAUCAACCUGAGAUGAACGAAGCGUUGUAUGCUGCACUUGAGCUGGUGCAUGCUGUUACUGUUAAUGAUAUGUAUAACGAUCCUAAGGAUCGGCGUAACACUGUAAGGGAGCUCAUUCAUGUUGCCAGCACUGAGCAGUUCGUGACGGGAAGUGAAGAGGUUGUUCAGAGGCGGAUGAUUAGUGGGAGAAAAUGCAAGGUUGAGGCCUUGAAUGUGCUGCAUUCCAUAAAGGAUUUACAGCUGCACCAUAGGGUCUUGACGGUCGUUGCUGGGCAUAGGGCUGAUGAAAUUAAUGACGCGCUGUUGAACCCUGGGAUGAAUCUUGUGGAGAAGUGUUUUAAUGCACUACGUAGGACCACUGAUCCAAGCCUCGAGGAAAGUCUGGCGAGCAUGUUGUUACGUCUGCAUGUAACGCACACUGAAUUGAAGAGGUCGUUGCUGAGGGUACACUAUGUGGAAGAGGGCCAGAUGGAGCUGUUGGAAAGUGCGCAGAAGUGGGCAGUAGAGUUAGCGAGAAUUCUGGACGAGCCUGAAGUUGAUAUGCUAUUGGCCGCUAGGGCUACAGGUCAGCUACGGGCCAGCCUGGUGCCUGAUGAUAGUACUGGCCUCACCAAGGCUGCCGAUUUGUAUGUUGCUCUGGGAGUUCACGAGCACUUACUACAACUGUUGAAUGUACCGUAUCUGGGAGUGGCGGUGUGGGAGAAUUGCUAUUCUACUUUAACUACUAUGGCGCACGCAACCAGUUACCGAACUGUGAUAAGGCGGCUGGCCAGGGACUUCCCGGUGUACCUACGACAUGCUGAGGAUGAUAUUAGAGGCGCUAAUAGAUUGUGCAUCGAGUUGUUAUGUGCUAAUAAGGAACUGGCUGCGGAGUGGCUUACUGUAGCGAGGAGCCUGUGUGAAGUCCCUAGUAUUUUGGGAGAUCUAUAUCAUGCUAUUGCCAAAGGUAAUGCUACUGCGAUGGAGAGCCUCAGAGAGCAGCUGAAUACUGGGAAUCCGAGAUACUAUAUAGAGCUCUUGGACCUUCUUCGAGUGUGCGCUACUGAUAACGCUGAAGCUGUUGUGGUGACGGACUCGAACGAUGUCACACAGACUACCGUUGAAACGAGGAGGAAGGAUGGACGAGUAGCGGCACUGUUAGGAAGGGUAUUACCAGUGGGGAAUAUGGUGGGGUUACUGAUGUCGUGUACCAGGGUGGGGGUAAAGGCGGCUUUAUUAGAUUUUAUAAGAUUGGUUCACACAGCAGAAGGGGUACUAACCCUUCCAGCGGGAGUCAUAGCUGGUGUCAUGGAUGAUUUCACUGACACUAUUAAGGACUGUUUAGAAGAGCAUAGGAAGCAACAAGCCCUGUAUGCAGGAGGAUCUAAGAACUCGGAUUCUCCAACGGGAGUGGAUGAUGGGCGUGCAUCUACAGUGUUGUCAUCGUGUGUGUGGUUGGGGAAGCAUAAGGGCUUGGCCAAACCACGAGCUUAUGUUUUCAAGUGCAUCAUACCAUUUUUAACGUCAUUGUAUCACACCGGUGGGUCGUUUAUCACAACUGCUACCCUUACCAUCACUAUCUCUCCUACCCUUACCAUCACUAUCUCUGCUACCCUUACUAUCACUAUCUCUUCUACCCUUACCAUCACUAUCUCUGCUACCCUUACUAUCACUAUCUCUGCUACCCUUACUAUCACUAUCUCUGCUACCCUUACUAUCACUAUCUCUGCUACCCUUACUAUCACUAUCUCUGCUACCCUUACUAUCACUAUCUCUGCUACCCUUACUAUCACUACCCUUACCAUCACUAUCUCUGCUACCCUUACUAUCACUAUCUCUGCUACCCUUACUAUCACUACCCUUACCAUCACUAUCUCUGCUACCCUUACUAUCACUAUCUCUGCUACCCUUACCAUCACUAUCUCUGCUACCCUUACUAUCACUAUCUCUGCUACCCUUACUAUCUCUGCUACCCUUACCAUCACUAUCUCUGCUACCCUUACCAUCACUAUCUCUGCUACCCUUACCAUCACUAUCUCUGCUACCCUUACUAUCACUAUCUCUGCUACCCUUACUAUCACUACCCUUACCAUCACUAUCUCUGCUACCCUUACUAUCACUAUCUCUGCUACCCUUACCAUCACUACCCUUACCAUCACUAUCUCUGCUACCCUUACUAUCACUAUCUCUGCUACCCUUACUAUCACUACCCUUACUAUCACUAUCUCUGCUACCCUUACUAUCACUAUCUCAGGAUAG
Messenger RNA from Perkinsus marinus ATCC 50983, 5130 nucleotides. RefSeq lists its product as hypothetical. The transcript has 19 exons. The coding region runs from base 1 to 5130 and encodes 1709 amino acids. The record is from RefSeq and is a predicted model, not a curated record. Lineage: Eukaryota; Perkinsozoa; Perkinsida; Perkinsidae.